AUGGUUGAUAGAUUAACUGACGAACAAAUUCAAGAAUACAAGGAAGCUUUCUCUCUCUUUGAUUCUGACUCUGAUGGUACCAUCGUGACCAAAGAACUUGGCACAGUCAUGAGAGCCCUCGGUCUCAAUCCAUCACAAGGUGAAUUAGAUGACAUGAUCAAACAAGUUGAUUCUAACAAUAAUGGUACUAUUGAUUUCAAGGAAUUUUUAGUUUUAAUGCAAAAGAAGAUGACUGACAAUGAUUCUGAGGAUGAAAUUAAAGAAGCCUUCAAAGUAUUCGACAGAGACAAUGAUGGAAUUAUUAGUGCUGCAGAAUUGAGACACAUUCUCACAUCGAUGGGUGAAAAGUUUAAUGAGGAGGAAGCUGAAGAUUUUAUUAGAGAAGCUGAUACUAAUGGUGAUGGUCAAAUUAAGUAUGAGGACUUUUGUAGAUUAAUGAUGUCAAACUAA
Naegleria gruberi is the source of this 450-nucleotide messenger RNA. RefSeq lists its product as uncharacterized. Lineage: Eukaryota; Heterolobosea; Eutetramitea; Acrasida; Naegleriidae. The transcript has 2 exons. Bases 1 to 450 code for a protein of 149 amino acids. The record is from RefSeq and is a predicted model, not a curated record. Gene Ontology annotation, molecular function: calcium ion binding. Gene Ontology annotation, cellular component: myosin II complex.